Messenger RNA from Fusarium oxysporum Fo47, 1659 nucleotides. Its product is annotated as amidase signature domain-containing protein. The transcript has a single exon. The record is from RefSeq and is a predicted model, not a curated record. Lineage: Eukaryota; Fungi; Ascomycota; Sordariomycetes; Hypocreales; Nectriaceae. The coding region runs from base 1 to 1659 and encodes 552 amino acids.
AUGUCAUCCAAAAUCGUCCCCGUCAUUCAGCCAGUCCCUCUCCAAAUAGGUCCGCCAGAGUAUGAAGCUCUUCGGACAUCCAUCCUCGAGGAGUUCGGCAGCACCGUCCCAGACGAGCUCCGCCUUCCGAAAAGCCUCAUCGACGAUCCCCCCAAGAACGUAACCGGCAUCCCCAAAACCUGUGAUAUCUUGGCCGAUCAAGAAAUCGACAUCACAGAGAACUAUGACGCUACAGCACUCGCAGCUGCAAUCGCAUCACGAAAAUUUACAUCCGUCGCUGUCGUCACUGCCUUUGCGAAAAGAGCUAUCAUCGCUCAUCAGCUUACAUGCUGCUUGACACAAUGGUGGUUCGAAAAGGCUGUACUUACUGCCCAGCUUCUUGAUCAAUAUCAGGACAACACUGGAAUGACCUGCGGUCCUUUGCAUGGCGUGCCAGUCAGCAUCAAGGAACACAUGCCGGCCAGCAACCACUGGUCAAAUGUGGGAUACUUGGCGACUCGAAAACUUGACAGAGAAGAUUGUCAGAUGGUCAAGAUUCUUAGGGAUGCGGGUGCUGUCCUAUUCUGCAAGACAAAUCAACCGCAGUCCAUUAUGCAUCUUGAGACAACAUCGCCUUGGGGGAGAACCCUGAAUCCUCAUAAUAUCAAUCUAUCGGCUGGAGGGUCUACUGGUGGCGAAGCCGCUCUUAUCGCUCUUCGUGGUUCAGUCUUGGGCAUUGGUACAGACAUCGGAGGAAGUGUUCGUGGACCAGCGGGGUUCUGCGGUAUCUAUGGUCUCAAGACGACGUCCUACGUGUUCCCCCAGAAAGACUUCUUACCGGGUGGUUUCGCCGCUGAAUUGAACGUCUUAUGUUCAGCAGGGCCGAUGUGUACCUCGCUUCGGGAUGUUGAUCUCCUCAUGUCGGUCGUCUCCGGUUCUCGUCCUUGGCUGAAAGACCCUCGACUUGUCCCUCUUCAUUGGACGGGAAGGUUGACGGAAAACAAGCCGUUGAAGAUUGGACUCAUGAUCAAUGACGGGCUCAUCACUCCCCAGCCUCCAGUAACAAGGGCUCUUGAGUGGGCAGCCCGAGAGCUCCGAUCUAAAGGGUUCGAUGUCAAGCCCUUCCGACCCUUCGGGAUGGAAGAAGCCAUGAAAGGUAUUCGCCGUGCAUACUGGCCAGACGGCGGCAAGACAGUCAAAGCAUACCUCUCAGCCACGAAUGAACCUAUGAAUGCCUUGACUAAAUGGAUCAUUCAAGACGCUGAGGGUCCUGGGCUCGAUGCCAACGGCGUUCUCAAGCUUCGCGUAGAACGCGAUGAUUUCAGAUGUCGUUUCGCAGAGCACUGGGAGUCACAAGAUGUGGACUUUGUAAUUUGCCCUGUAUUUGUUGGCCCGGCAUGUUCUCACGAAACGGCGCUCUACUGGAAUUACACGGCGCUCUGGAACUACGUUGACUACCCCGGCAUUGUGAUCCCGACGCCCGUCAAGGCUGGCGCGAAAGGAACUGAGAGCUAUCCGCCGGACAGUGUUCCUUUGAGUAAGGAAGAGGAACAGGUCAGACAAUUCUGGGCGGAGGGUGAUUUUGAGGGAGCGCCUAUCAACUUGCAGGUUGUUGCGAGGAAAUACCAUGAUAAUGAUCUUUUUGCGGCGGUGAAGGAGAUUGACAAGGUCAUUAAUUAG